Molecule: messenger RNA, 432 nt
Organism: Dibothriocephalus latus
Lineage: Eukaryota; Metazoa; Platyhelminthes; Cestoda; Diphyllobothriidea; Diphyllobothriidae
Source: the annotation of a GenBank genome assembly
AUGGCCCCUCGCGCACUGGUCCGAAGCUUUCCACGCUCUCUCCUUGGGACCACUGACAAUGCCGAGACCUCCCAGAGGGUGCUGGAGCUCCUGAUUGAGCACUGGCCCUGGCUAUCAAGUGGUUUGCACCAUGUCAGCCGAUCUGUGUCCGUAGGAAACGCACCACAGUCGUUUGCUGAAGCCAGCCUCUAUACCUACCGGUGGAAUGCAAGCGACUUCGUCGACCGUCUGAUCCCAGCUAAAGAGGUCUUCGAUGACCCGGUUCUUUCUUCAGAAAUCAAACCCUUUCCGCACCUUCUGGCGGUUGUGGCUUUUCAGGCUUUCUACCGCAUGUCCUCCCAAGCUCUGGCCUUCAGCUUAGUUCUCCUUCCAUUUUCUUUUGCUGAGAAGACCAAGGAGAACACCAAGGACUAUUCGAGGUAUUGUCUUUAA